Messenger RNA from Ornithodoros turicata, 7588 nucleotides. RefSeq names its product neprilysin-21-like. The transcript has 2 exons. The record is from RefSeq and is a predicted model, not a curated record. The coding region runs from base 4427 to 7537 and encodes 1036 amino acids. Lineage: Eukaryota; Metazoa; Arthropoda; Arachnida; Ixodida; Argasidae. Gene Ontology annotation, biological process: protein processing. Gene Ontology annotation, molecular function: metalloendopeptidase activity. Gene Ontology annotation, cellular component: plasma membrane.
UUUGCAGUUUCACAGCAGGUUAGAUUAGGGUGUAAUACUGACACCAUAUAGGUUGUGUUAUUGAGAGCUCUGACACACACACACGCACACACUCACAAAGCAAUAACACAGGUGCGCAUUUUUCAAAAAUAAGCCUUCAGAAAAGGAGGGCUCAACCAAGAUAUUUUUUUCAGAAACUCACCAUAUCUUCUGUGAAUUAUUUGACCGUAUGUACCAAUAGUUAUCCCUACAUACUCGAAACCCACAAGUUGAUGUACUCAUUCAUUUGGGUUUACCAGUCUUCACCAUUAGAUCGACAAGUCUCUAAUAGUCAAGAGGUAAAGAACCAGACAUACGGCUACACUAAUCACAACAAGUAUUCAUUUAGGCAACACUUUCGCUGUUUAUUCCCCGACUACAUGCAUGCUACAAGAAGCUAUCCACAAGGCCACAACAAAUUCACACAUAUCUAGAAAGCAACGCAUAACAUUAUGGCUUCCAAUAAGAACAGGGCUUGACAGGGACCAUGUCAUCAUCUGUCUUGCAAUGGAACGCCCGUCGAAAUCUUUCGCUGCUCCCUACGUGAGCAUUAACGAGUAUUCUUGCUGGAAUUCCAGCCUUGUGCUUGAUCUUGUACUUUUCAGAUCCUGGCUGCUCGCAAAGACCCAUCGCGUAGAUGACGUAGAACAGCAUAUCAGCUGAAAGGCCUGGGUCUAUGUGUAGACCAUCGGGAUAGUGCUGCGUCACUCUAUUGUGGUAAGCCUGAUAGAGCGGUUCUAGCAAAGCCCCGCGAGCCAGGAACUUCUCCAUGAACACUUGCCGGCUGCUGCUUAUCAGCAGCUCUUUCAAUCUGUGCCCGUACAGAUUCUUGAAGCAUUCCUUCUUCCGAUUUGCCUUUGUUUCUUCUUCUAUGUCCCACCAGUUCGCACUGAUGCCAGAAGGACCGAUUAUGCGCUCGGCGCCUCUAGAAUCCAUAGCUGACAUCAUCGCUUCCAGCAUGGAAGCUCCGAUUAGCGGCAGGAACAGUGGAUCUGCCGGGUUGCUGACAUUAUUGAAAGUUCCGAACAUAGCGUGGGGUAAGUACACGGUGUUCACCUCUGGUAGAUAGCGGGGAGUCGUAUCGAACACUGAACCAGGGAAGAAGCCGAAUCUCACCGAAUCCCUCGCUGGACCUCCUUGGAGCAGGCUGACAACAUCUUUACUGCCCACAACCUUCUCACCUCUUGCGUAGGUGAUGGCAUCGAGGGGGGCUGCGCCGAGUAUUACCACUUUGAGUGCUUUCAGCUUUUUUAUUGCUUCCUUGCGUGUUCCCGGGGUUGUGAACCAUUCUUCUGCGUGUUUUGCUAGAAUCCUCUUUAGGUCACUGACAAUUCCACGAACGGCUACUUCCUUCGGCUUUUCGUGCGUCCAGUCCUGUGCUCCUAGUGCCAUCAUACCCAAGAUACGCAUCCCGUGUUCGUAAGCCUUUUCCGUUAGCCUCAGACAUCCCUGCGUGGACACAGAAACACCGCGUAUUGUCUUACCCAUGCCCAGGGGUAUCAGGAAGGUCAGGUUUCGUAUCAAGGGCGAUAGCUGCACAAGGGUGUAAUAAACCAUGUAGUUGGCGACAUCCAAUGUAGACGACGCGUUCUUCAAAACAUGUCUAAGUUUGAACAAAUAAUUUCGGUCGAGCGUCCUAAUAUCCUUCUGGUUGCUCAGAGCCGUCUUGAGCAAAACUUGCCAAUCAUCGUCGUCUUGAAUCAAGUCGAGGACAUUCACCGCACGGUGACUCAGCGAGACGUAUUCCUUUGAUAUCACUUUCACUAGGGCCUUCUCCAGCUUUAUAAUGCCCUGGGCUAUUCUGUCCCCAUCUUUGUCUUCGAUUAGGGAACGUAUCAGACGUUUGUAGUCAUCUUCGGCAGCGCUUGGAUACAGAAGUUGAAAUCUAGAGACGGGCAGGGUCGGUGAAUCAGCGAACAGGGCGAAGUUACUACGCUCUCCGCCUUUCCAUCUGGUUCCGCUCGGUGCUAUGAAUGUCUCUAACAAGGGCUGCGACUUGUAGAAUCGUAGGCAGUAGGCUUGCAGCUUGGCCAGCGUUUGAAUUCCUGACAGCCGUUUCAAUGGCCAAAUUGGAAAACGGGGGCGAAUAUGAGUAAGCGUUCUGUCACCCUGAAGACAACCUUUGAAUAAAGAUGCGGCGUUCUUCUCCCAAGCGUUGCCUGUUGCCUUGUGGAUGAUGUAAUGUUUUAAAUGUUUCAUGAACCUCGCUAGGCUCUGAGACGGAAAGUCCAUUUCCUCGACGUUGUCAGACGCAAACCACUUCGACGAACAAACAUGAGAGUAGAAGUCGUGACACGGCUUGAUUGUCCAGUCCAAUUUCGAAGAUAUGUAACGAGAAAUCCACUUGCACAUUGGGCGCUUGCAGUCUUUCCUGUCAGUCGUCCCAACGUCAUCAGGGUCGACCUCACGCCAGUUCUCGAAGCUGUUCACAGAAGGAGCAUUUUGAACGGCGUCCUUGUGGAGGUUUUCAGUGCUGGUCACUUCAGCUCCCUUAUCUCCAUGAACAGUUUCAUACUUCCGCUCAUAUAUGGCACUCUUAUAUAGCGGUUUACGAGUGAGGACGAUUCCAGUCGUCGACGCGUUGAGUAUCACCGAUGUGAUUGCUGUGGUGUGGGUUGUUGUUUUCUGGCUUAUAUCAAAGUUGCUGAAGAACAAUACGGUACCCAUUAUGACCAGCGCGGCAACGGACAGAAUAAUUGCGGCAGUCUUAAAGCCCAGGACAUGGCUCCAGGGAAGUGAGUCAUCGAAAGCGUUCACGUCGUCGCUGACCGACAGACUCCGAGCGCUUCCUACUGCUCCGGGCUUUCGCUGUUUCUCAGCGACCAUGGUACCAGGCCCACCACGCCCGCAAGGAAAGCUUCCCUGGGCGCUGCUUCCUUCUUCAGGACGCCACUUCGUCGUCGUCGUCGUCGUCUUCCUGGGGCGUGAGGAAGACUGCAUCGGAUUAAAGAGAAGCUUUGCCCUUGCUGGCAACUGGGGAGUAGAAGUUAGUUAUCAUGCUACGGCCAUAUGGAAGUGGUUGCCCAUGGUCAGUGCACUGUUUGUGUUGCUUGAGACUAUUUUUAAAGGCGAUGGUAUAGGCAGGUAUGGUAUAGGCAGGAAGUAUCGAUGGCGAUAAGACUCCGAAGGUUUCUGCCAAGCUUAAAGUCUAACUAUACCGCAGCUUUGUGCUUUCCUUCAGUCAACAAAUCAAAAGUUUUAUUUUGCACAAACUUACUGCCGUUAUUUUGUUUAUUUAUUUUCACUUAUAUUCUUUUAUUUACUAAUCUGUUGCAUUUUGACGUACUACCUAGCGCGCACGUCAGAUACUUUGUAUGGUGUGUUUUCAUAAUUAUAGAUAUGAAGGCACAAUCUCAGCCCAAGCUCGCUGAACAUGCAGCUCAAUUUUGUCACUAUCGUCAGCGCCACGCAAAUAAAUCAUUACACCGAGUUCCAUGCUCCCACCGAGGCAAUAUGAUGAGGCUUCUAGCCACCAUAAGCAACGUGCGCAAACGAGAUUUGCUUAAAAGAAACUCUGGGAAUGGCUUGAUAGCCAGCAUGCCAGGAUGUUCCGUUGGCUAGACCGUAGAUUCUUAGCCCCAUACCCUUUUAAUUCCACGGUUCAUUGCAAGGAAAGGCGGCACGAAUCUCCGUCCCAGAGGCAGGAUGGUGGGACUGGGGUACUACGACCGUAAGAGUGCGACCUGGGUCGCCUAAAUGGGGACGCGAGGUCACAUUAGUAUAGUACCCUUUACACUUGGAAGAAAUACGUAACAGUUUGCUAUCACAACAGGUUAAUGUGUGAAGCCGUAAGAUACGAAUAAAUUACGUAUGCACAGCCCGCUGCGUUCCCUUCAGGCUCCGCAUACACAGCAAUGCUUUCUUUUGUUUUUCUUCUUUUUACGCAAUGACUCAUGACGCUAAUAUGCUGCAGUUGCACAGGGGCCUUCGCAUACAUGAAUUAUUCCAGCGCAUUUUGCGACUAUCUUUUGCAAGUUUGACAGUGUUUCUGCAAUACCCAACCUUCUGAGGUGUUCCCCACGAAGUUGUUCUUCCAAAGUACACGGCAUCUCCUGCAGCGCAUUCUUUGAUGAAAUUACGCUUCUUUCGAAUUAAGCAGAUUAGCGGAAGUUGAGUGUCAGUGACAUUAUAGCUUCACAUAUUGAAGAAAUGCAAGUAGCAUAAGGACGGCACGAGGAAAGUUUUCCGAUAGCACAGUACUUGUGAUGUGUACCAGAGAAAGUUUUUUUUGUUGUUGUACUUUUGCAUUGCAUCUAAUUCUGAUUUAUUUUUCGCACGGGCUCUGGGAAGACGCGGAAGAAGAAAAGAAACAUCGCAUUCGCUCAUCCUGCCACGCGGUACCAUUCGGAACCGAUACAGUCAACCGUCAAUACCUCGACGCGCAAGAACCAAAGAAGGUCACGCAGCAAUGGUCCGGCAACACGACGACCGCCGUCGGAAACGCCCAGCUACCAAAAGUUCCAGAAAGGCCAAGGAACUGUCGUCGUCGACCUCAGCACCCGCGCCCGACACCCGGACAUCAUCAACAUGGAACAGCGUCGUUGGUUUCCUCAGCUCCAGCUCCUACACCCACAGCUCCGAACUCUUCUCCAGAGAAUAUUCCUUGACGGCACCUGCACCCUCCAAGAAGAGCGCUGCGUCUCCUUCAUUCCAGGCACCAAGUUCUCCGUGGGCGCAUGACAGCUACCGAAAGCAGUCUUCCACUCUUGGGGAUGGAUCAACCGGCGAGCAGUCGACCGAUUUCAACGCUGACUGUUCCCGCCACAACGACGGCAACGACCCCGGUACUGCAGCUCGUACGUCACGCACUGCUGUGCCGCAGCGGUCCAGGGGCAUCAGAGACUCCAAGGGGAAGGAGACGUCCAAGAAGUUGGAGAGCACCGCCAAGGCGCCGCAGACGACGACAAAGAGGCCUUUCUUAUUGAAAGUAACUCUUCUAAUCGCCACCGCGAUCGCUAUUUUUGGAGUGGGAAUAUUUAUUUCUUAUAUCAACGCGAAAUAUUUAUUUGCACGAAGGGGGUAUGAUACAGACCCAUCCAUGUAUCAAGCAGCGUACGAUUUUUGGCAGACGUCCCCCCGAGCGAAUGGUACAGGUGCACGGAUGGAAGUGAGAGCACGACCACCUGCGAAAGGAACGUUGUUCAGCAGUGACGUACGUGGCCUAGGCAGCGUAGUGGACGACACGGCACCCAGAGCCAAUGGAGCUUCCGAUAUGGCAGUUGAAGAACACGUCCGCUCGACUACGCAAAGCGAACGAGUUUGGCGCAAGAAGAAACUGCAGGUGUGGGAAGGAAAGAGGAUUUACGAACUAAGUUCCAAAGUAGAAGAUACAGUGAUCACAGCGGAAAGCAGCGUUGGUGUCACAAGAACGAGUGACGAAGCAGAAGCCGUACGAGUGACUCAAGAAAGACGUGUCAUAGAACUCGAUGCACCUGUGACGAAGACACGAAGACGUAAGGACACUUCCAAAAAAUAUGGCGUCCACUUUUAUGAAAACACUACGCCUACCAGAUCCUAUCAUACGACUGUCAUCCCCAAGAAGAUAAACUUCUGUGAGACAAAGAUUUGCGAGGCAGAAUCAGUCUAUUUAACGAACUACUUAAGCUGGAACGUGAAGCCCUGUAAAGACUUUUACAGUUUCGUGUGCAGUCGGUGGAAGAGCCUGCAUCCAGAUGUCGGAACAUCCGCAGACGCGUUACUGGUGCAGAAAGUUGAAGAGGAUAUAUUCCACGGGCUGACGACGAAAGAACGCGUCACUGCUCAAACACUGAAAGCUGAACAGUUGCUGAAUGCUUGCAUUCGUACUCCGGCGUUUCAGGACUAUCGGUCGAUACUGCUGGACUUCAUGGGCAGCUUUGGUCUACGUGGAUGGCCCUUUGUGCGUAACACCAAAACCCUCAUAGACGUGUGGAAGUCUGCUGGCCUCCUGGUCAGGAACGUUGGCUUGCAUACGCUGGUUUCAGUGGAUCUCGAAAUUGACCCUGACAACGAUGACAGGUACAUGAUAGCGUUGGGCGAACCCAGCCUCCUGAUUGGGCAGUACGGCACAAAAGACAGCAUCCUGCCUGAAUGGUACAGCAUGGCGGUCACCACAUGUUUCAAGAUCUUCACCAGCGGAAAGUACGUUGAAAUUGCGAAGAGAGUUCGUGAUUUUUCUGUACGGCUUGCUGAAAUAACCUUGAACCGGGGAUACGAAGAAUUUUCUACGAACCGGUACAGGGUUAUGCAGCUGAAAUAUCACAGCAACCUCAUUCAACUGCUGAAGACUGUGUUCAACAAUAUUACAACUGUGCACAGCCGCAUGAAGGUGCUUGUAAAGUCCGAACACUAUCUCAAGUCCCUCAGGUCAGUGCUGCACGUAAGCAAAGGAGUGGAUAUUCUCAACUACUUGGGGUUUCGUAUUCUCCUGCACGUUUCACCUUUGCUUCCGGAUCAAGCGAUUGACCUCGCAACCAUACAGAUGAGAGAAAUCACCGGAAUCUCUCGCAGGUCAUGGCCAAGGUGGAGGCGUUGUCUACGCAUGUUCGAACGUGUGGCUCCAUCUCUGUUUUUACAUACUUACGCCCUGUCCAAGCGUCGGCAUAAGAAUCCUGACAAGAUUUGGAGACUACUAAACGAGAUCCAAGCCACGUUCGUCCUCGGCAUUGGAAGCGCCCCCUGGAUGAGCAUAGACGACAAAGUCAUGCUGAAGAGUAAGGUAGCGCGGAUCAAGCUCGAGGUUUUCCAGAAAUUUUGGAGUAAACACUCAAAUCGUUUACCUGAUGAAGAGAUUAAACUAGGCAUACAGCAUCGGGGUAUAAUUAUCAUAUACAAGACGCUGGCAACACAGUUCAUGGAAAGGCAGCUGUCAAAGAUCAGGCUACCUCGCAGCGUCGAGUUUCCUGCCUGGAAAGGUUCUGUAUUCGACACAGAACCAAUAUUCGACAGGGAUUCGGAUACAAUUUUUAUACCAAUGGCUCUGUUCGACCAAUCCUACAUGAUUGACAGUGAGUCUAUGCUUCUGCAAAUUCCUCGUGUAGCCACAAAGGUAAUCAGCGUACUGUUUCGAGGGAUUCAUCAAAACAACUACCCAAGAAGUAAGCUGAGGUGGUCAGUCGACACGCAGAUGGGCUACCAUGAUCUGCAAGGCUGCAUACAGAAACAUUACGAGAGGGACAACGACCAAAGAAUUCGGCUGGAAACAAGGUCGGAGCUUGACACUAUCGAUAGUUUGUCUAUCUUUCCUGCUUUCAAGGUUUUCGUGAAAAAGGUGAACAGAAUUAACAUCGAGGAGUACGGACUACUUACCGGGAUCAACAUCACCGUCAAACAGUUAUUCUUUGUCUUGUACGCGAAGAGCUUCUGUGAAACCAUGGAUGCAGAGCGUAAGAGGCAAAUAAUGCAGGAGUCUGUCACCAGUGUAAAUUCUCUAAGGGUGAACGGAGCUCUUCGAAACUCUUACCGGUUUCCGACCUUUUGGGACUGCGCUAGUGAUUCUUCGAUGAACCCUAAUCAGAAGUGCACCAUAUGGACAUCGUGAGGGGGCGUCAAACUAUUGCUUAGACACGAUUAAAAGCAUUCAGAUAACGCU